Messenger RNA from Humulus lupulus (European hop), 2481 nucleotides. RefSeq lists its product as uncharacterized. The transcript has 6 exons. The record is from RefSeq and is a predicted model, not a curated record. Lineage: Eukaryota; Viridiplantae; Streptophyta; Magnoliopsida; Rosales; Cannabaceae. The coding region runs from base 368 to 2149 and encodes 593 amino acids.
UUCCCAUAUCUACCACUCACAGUCACAGAGGUCCCUUUCUAGUUUCUACAACCAAGAAAGAAGAAAAUAGUGCAUUUUCUCCUCUCCGGUGCCGGAAAAUAUCGCCGGAUCGCUCCGGCACGGUUUUGUUCCUCAAUAAACUCUGAUUAUCUUUAAUUGAUUGAUCGAGUAACGCUUUUUGAGCUAUUGGAUUUUGCAUGGUUUCCGUCAAUGGCCUUUAGGGACGAGACGGUGUCGUACAAGCUAAAGUAGGUCUCGGUCACCGGUUUUCUACUGGAUUAAUAUAUAUCAAACUGGCGAACUUGAUUGUGCAGGAACGAAUUCAUUUGAAUGUUGCCGAGGUGACUCAGUGAUUCAUUUACAAAAAAUGUCUUUCCCCAAAAGCGUUUGGAUGCUUCGAGAUGCUGGAUGUUUGACUGAUGGUGAGAUGGGUUAUGAUAAUCCUUCUAGGAUUGAGCCAAAACGGGGUCAAUGGUUUAUGGAUGCCAAUGGACCACAACUUUUCAACAAGAAGCAUGCAAUGGAGGAUGUUAAUGGUAGACCUGUUUCAGGAGUUUCACAUAUGAAUGUUUCUCCAUGGGAUAACGCUUCUGGUUUUCAGUCAGUUCCAGGGCAAUUUUCUGACCGACUCUUUGGAUCUGAACAGAUGCGGACUGUUAAUCUGGUUGAUAGGAACAUUCAAUCUAUUGGUAAUGGAAAUAUGAAUGUGGGAAGAAAGAGUUUUGAUAAUCAAUAUGGAAACAGUCCAUCAGUGGGUUUGUCAAUGUCUCAUACCAUUGACGACCCCUCAUCAUGUCUCAAUUUUGGUGGGAUUCGGAAAGUUAAAGUCAAUGAAGUUAGGGAACCUGAGAGCGCAUUGACCACUUCUAUGGGGAACUCAUACACCAGGGUAGAGAGUAGUAACAUUUCAAUGGGUAACUCCUACACCAGGGUAGAGAGUAGUACCAAUUCAAUGGUUAACUCUUAUAACAAGAGUGAUGAAAACACCAUUUCCCUAGGUCCAACUUAUAACAAUGAUGAUGGUAGUGUCUCAGUGGGACCUACUUUCACCAAGGGAGAUGAGAACUUCAUUUCAGCAGGUCAGACUUUUAAUAAGGGGGAUGGCGAUUUCAUAUCAAUGGGCCACAACUACAGCAAAAGUGAUAAUGGUCUUUUAUCGAUGGGUCAGCCCUAUGACAAGGCGGAGGGGAAUUUUGUAUCAAUGAACCAAUCAUAUGAAAAAGGAGAGAGUAAUAUCAUAUCAUUAGGUACCUCUUAUAACAAGGGCCAUGAGGAUUUUAUUUCCAUUGGUGCAAACUAUGGUAAAUCAAACAAUAAUUUUAUUCAAAUGUCUCCCUCCUACAUAAAGGAGAAUGAUAGUAUGAUAUCAAUGGGUCCGACUUAUAAGGCUGAUUCAAAUGUUCUAGCAAUGGGUCCUAGCUAUGAUAAAGGAGACUCUAGCAAUCUAUCGAUGGGUCAGAACUACAACAAGGGUGAAAGCACUACCAUAUCUUUUGGAGGGUUUCAUGAUGAACCUGAGACUAAUCCCUCCGGUGGUAUCAUUAGCAGUUAUGAUUUGUUGAUGAGUAACCAGAACUCAUCUCAGACUUUGGAAUUAUCUGGGCAGAAGAUUUCGGUUGAGGCUAAUGUGGAUUCAAGUGUAAAUGGAAUUCCAAAAGCUGAUUCUCAAAUUGAUGCCAAUCCAAAGAAUAAGGAGCCAAAGACUGUUAAGAAGGCACCUCCUAACAACUUUCCUUCAAAUGUCAAAAGUCUAUUAUCAACUGGUAUGUUUGAUGGGGUUCCUGUGAAGUAUGUUUCCUGGUCACGGGAGAAAAAUCUCGAGGGAGUUAUAAGAGGGACUGGGUAUUUAUGUUCCUGCGAUGGCUGCAACAAUUCAAAGUCUCUCAACGCAUAUGAAUUUGAGCGUCAUGCUGGUUGCAAGACCAAACACCCUAAUAAUCACAUAUACUUUGCGAAUGGAAAGACCAUUUAUGCAGUUGUUCAAGAGCUGAAGAAUACUCCACAGGAGAUGCUGUUUGAUGCAAUUCAAAAGGUGACAGGGUCCCCUAUUAACCAAAAGAAUUUCCGUGUGUGGAAAGCAUCAUAUCAAGCUGCAACUCGGGAACUUCAGCGCAUCUAUGGAAAGGAUGAGGUAACCAUACCAUCUUGAGAUGAGAAUCUUCUGCACAAAAGGUUUUGAGGUAAGUUUCAUAUGGGACCUGUGAAUAGCAUUAUACAGUUGGUAAAUUAUAGACUGAUCUGGAAUUUGGAAAAUUUGAGCUGUUGAAUGUUCAUAGGUUUUUGGUUCAUUUAAUAUUCUCCAAAAUUAGGAUACUACACAUUUGUUAACGGAUUUUUGGCAGUUUAUCAUCAGUUCUUUUUAAAUUAGGAUGGUCAAAGCACUGAAGGGUGUAUUUGAAGCAAAAUUGUUCAAUGAUAUACUGCAAGUACUAUGUCAAAAUAUUAUUCAAGAACUGAAUGGUUACUACUACAUUUUAAGCU